Messenger RNA from Cydia fagiglandana, 2491 nucleotides. Its product is annotated as MDS1 and EVI1 complex locus protein EVI1-A-like. The transcript is spliced from 5 exons. Gene Ontology annotation, biological process: neuron differentiation; regulation of cell cycle process; negative regulation of transcription by RNA polymerase II. The record is from RefSeq and is a predicted model, not a curated record. Gene Ontology annotation, molecular function: RNA polymerase II cis-regulatory region sequence-specific DNA binding; DNA-binding transcription repressor activity, RNA polymerase II-specific. NCBI's taxonomy places the organism in Eukaryota, Metazoa, Arthropoda, Insecta, Lepidoptera, Tortricidae. Bases 404 to 1669 code for a protein of 421 amino acids. Gene Ontology annotation, cellular component: nucleus; transcription repressor complex.
GCCUCAAAAAUCAUAUCCACCUUUAUUAUUAUUAUUCAAAGUAAACGAACACCCUGUACGAGGGUUGAGGCAGCCGGCUUGGCACGAGCCAGGGCGCACACCCUCCGUCAGUCCACUCCCGACCGCCCUGCAGCGCGGACCGCGCACCCCUAGCCCAAAAAAUACGAAACUAAACUUUUCACAACCCUAUUUUAAAAAUAAAAAUAAUUUAAAAAAGUGUCGAUAAAAAUUUUAAACAGCCAGCUACAUUCUUUUCUAAAUUCAAUCUUUAAAUUUAAAAAAGUUGAUAAACUUUUUAAAAGUGUAGGGGUGUCGCCGGCUGAGUCAGCGAGGAGCGAUACAGAUAAAAUAUAUAAAUGGAGGAAAAUGUUUCCUGCUUUUGCAAAGACUUCCUCUGAGUAAUAUGGAAGCCACGUUACCAAAUUUUCACCGGUUGUCGACAUCAAGAUUUUACCAACAGUAUGCUGCGCCACCAGUCCGUAUAUCCACCAACUAUCUCCAUGACCUGAUCCCACAACAGCAUCCGACCCUCCUACAGCAAUAUUUAGCCUAUUACAAUGAACCUCUCGUCCCGCUUGAUCUAUCCCUUAAAUCUACUAUCCCUAUUACACCUCCUUGCACACCUCCGCCACCGCAAAAAAGAAAAUCUCCAGAUGAAACCAAACACCCAAAAUCACCUAAAAUAUUCAGACAUUUUGAGGACAAUGACACCAAAGAGGAAACUGAUUCUAAAUCAGAGAAAAGAAAAGUUCUCGAAGAAAACUCCAACGACAGCGAUAGUCCGGAGGCGAAAAAGCUUAAAUUUACCAAACAAUUUUUCGAAGAACUUAAAACUUGUUUGCCGGUUGAAAACGAAACACCAACAAAAAGCGAAAGAAGUUCUCCGGAAGUUGUUGAAGUCAAAGAUGUUGAAGAGCGUCCGAAAAAAUCCGGGAAACCAACGCAACCAUUAAAAAAGAGCAAAGCAGUGCGAAGGUUGAUGUUCGAUGAAGACAAGACAUCUCCCGUCUCCGGAACUAUUAUAAGAGAUCUAGCCGAAGAUGAGACUUUAGUCGUCCGCAAGGGCGACAUAGACCCCGCAUUCAACGUGGUGGAGGUGACGGAUGAGGCCAAGGCGCUGAUAGCGAGCAUAGACAACCGCCUGGGCCGGUACAUCUGCCGGUUAUGCCGACGGCUGUAUGGGGAUGCGUUUGCGUUGGCGCAGCACCGAUGCUCGAGGAUCGUGCAUAUCGAGUACCGGUGCCCUGAGUGUGAUAAGGUGUUCAACUGCCCCGCAAACCUGGCGUCUCACCGCCGCUGGCACAAGCCGCGCGUGCCCGGCGCGGCAAAACGCCGCGAGCCGCCGACGUCAGAACCUGGGCGGUUCCCGUGCCAACAGUGCGGCAAGCUGUUCAGACGACAGGCGUAUCUCAGGAAGCAUAUGCUGGCGCAUGACCAGCCUGAGGAGAAAGAACCGUCGGCGUUCAAGCAAGUGCGCUCCGAGUUCCCGGCGGCGUAUCAACCGCAGGAAGCCCGCGAUAACAACUUCAACACCUUCUGGAACAAGAUCCCCGCACCAGCGCAGGACUUCAAUUGGGAGCGUCGCUGCGCGUCCUCCUGCUCGUCCGAGGACUCGCGAAGCCUGGACGUGACGGGGUCCGAGGAUGAGGACGGCGGCGGGGACGGCUGACGACGAGUGCUGCGGCCCGUGCCGCGGUUCCCCGUCUACACUGCGAACAUGUACCCGUAUCAGUAUGUGCAUGAUAAUCCGCAGAUGUACUUUUCUUAAGGACUUGAGAAAGUUCAAGUAUACCUAUAUGAUGCCGAGCGGCAUCACGCGGUUAAGCGUUUCUGCGGUAAACAAACGGUGAUUAUGAAUGUGGAUGGCAAUCGCUUCAACUUCAACGUACGUAUGGGUUCUGGAAAAUUGCGUUGAUGACAUUUUAAAACUUGAAAACUCCUUCACAAGCCUCGGAAUAAAAAAUACAUCCAGUAAGUGGUACUUAGUUCUUAGUUCCAUAUUAAACUAAAAAAAUAUAUUUCAAAAAUGCAAUGUGUAUAGAUACUAAUUAUUCUAAUUCAACAGCCUAUAGUCAAAAUCAUUAGUCAUCACAAUAUGGAAAUGUCAUUCAACAUUUACUAAGUUUUGCAUAAAUUUCACCAGUCCUUAAUUGAUCGUUAUAAUGUAUUCGCACGCUUAAAUAGGUAUAAGUAUUACUUUAUAAAAUUAUUUAUUUUUUAUAUUAAUAACAAUAAAUUCUCUAAUAUAUAGUUUGUAUUUUAGGUGUACAUAAAUAGUAGUUCGGUGUGAUUUAGGUAACUUUAGUCUAAUACAUAAAAAAAUAGUUUAAUUGUAAAUAUUUAAGAUCUCCUACAGCAACAUUCCAAAUUAUUAUGGCGUGAAAUGUUAAACAAUUCACGUGAAUUAUACAUAUCUUUAGACUUAAGAAGAAUUGAUAAAAUAUAGAACAACUUAAGCAAACAAAUAGUAUACGAACGAGGCCGCCGAACG